Messenger RNA from Rhagoletis pomonella (apple maggot), 1764 nucleotides. RefSeq lists its product as uncharacterized. NCBI's taxonomy places the organism in Eukaryota, Metazoa, Arthropoda, Insecta, Diptera, Tephritidae. The transcript has a single exon. Bases 1 to 1764 code for a protein of 587 amino acids. The record is from RefSeq and is a predicted model, not a curated record.
AUGGUGAAUCAAAGGGUUGCGCUUCCUACAGCGGUCGUGAAAGCUUCAAACACCAAUACCACCGGAGCGACGGUCUGCAAGGCGCUGAUGGACUCAGCAUCAAUGGGAACAUUUGUAUCUGAAGAUAUAGUCCAACGAUUGCGGCUCUCGCGUAGAAACGGGCGCAUCAAGGUUGGUGGAAUUGGAGAAGCAAAAUCAGUUAUUACAAGAGGUAUCGUAUCACUGCAGCUCACAUCACGUUUCGACAGCAACGUGUCAGUCAACAUUGAUGCUUUUAUUCUGAAUCGCAUUUCACACCAAGAUAAGUCAGAUCCGGUCAAUAUGUCUCAUUGCAGUUUUCCACCAAACCUGAACAUGGCAGACGACGGUUCGCUUAUCUCUCAGCCAAUAGAUGUUCUCAUUGGCCCACAACAUUUCUUCGACUUUCUUACUGAUGGAAAAUUUACCAGCACAGGCUUUUCAACCAUCCAAAAUAUUAUCUUUGGUUAUGUACUUGCUGGCAAAGUGCAUAACGGCGGGGAAGAUAUCUGUUCAUACUCUGUCACUGCCUCAAUUAAUGACUUCAAAGUUGAUCAAGCAUCACGUCGCUUUUGGGAAACAGAGAACGAGCCGCAAGUGCUGAGAAAACUUUAUACUCCGGAAGAACAGUUUUGCGAGAAUCAUUUCCAAAAAACGCAUGGCUACGAUGAUGCUGGUCGGUAUAUUGUAAAACUCCCUUUCCGAGAUGAUUCACCGCGCCUAGGUGACUCUUACACUUCGGCUCGCAAGCAGUUUGCAAGUCUUGAAAGGCGCUUUGAACGCGAUGAAUCUCUUUUCAAUCAAUACAAGGCCUUCAUGGAGGAAUACAUUGCAUUGGGACAUAUGGAAAAAAUCCCUGCCUCUGAGGUCAACAAGAGCUGUGAAAAGGUUUUCUAUCUACCGCACCAUCCAGUUUUAAAGCCUGAUAGCAGAUCAACUAAAUGCAGAGUGGUAUUCAAUGGAUCCGCCAAAUCAGCUUCAGGUGCAGCUCUGAACGAUUUACUUGCAGUGGGCCCUACCAUCCAGCGUGAUUUAACAUCGUUAUUGCUGAACUUCAGACGAUAUCGUAUCGGCCUCUGUGGCGACAUUGUCAAAAUGUACCGACAAGUCCUUGUUCACCAUGACGACAGGGACUAUCAACGCAUCCUGUGGAGAACUAGCGCUGCUCAACCAAUAUCACACUAUAGACUCCGCACUGUCACCUAUGGAACAGCUACCGCGCCAUUCCUUGCCACACGCUGCCUCUACGCUACGGGCAAAGAUGCUGAUGAGCCUCAAACAGGUUUUAUGAUCAAAAAUAACUUUUAUGUUGACGAUCUCAUUGCAGGCGCAACCAGCGUAGAAGAAGCCAUCAACUUAAAAGCAGACAUCACCAAGACGCUUGCUAUUAGGGGUUUCCCGCUCUCAAAAUGGGUUUCAAAUGAUCUCAGCAUAAUUCAAAAUGUUGAUAUGCAAACGUCUGAUGUGGACAUAGCUGAAAUUGAUACCGAGAGCAGUCUGAAGAUUCUAGGCCUGCAAUGGCAACCACUCAAGGACUGUUUUACCUUCAAAGUCGCGCCAGUCGUCAAUGCCUGCACCAAAAGAGUUAUCCUAUCGGAGUCGUCCAAAAUCUACGACGAUAUUCCCGUCGCGUUAUCGCAGAGCUGGCUUACAUUUCGGCAGAACUAUGCUUGCUUCAACUCGCUCCGAAUUCCGCGAUGGGUACACACUAGCCCCAGAGAUAAAUUCCAGCUUUGUGGUUUCUAA